Messenger RNA from Emys orbicularis (European pond turtle), 1011 nucleotides. Its product is annotated as ly6/PLAUR domain-containing protein 3-like. The record is from RefSeq and is a predicted model, not a curated record. Bases 1 to 1011 code for a protein of 336 amino acids. Gene Ontology annotation, cellular component: plasma membrane. The transcript has 5 exons. NCBI's taxonomy places the organism in Eukaryota, Metazoa, Chordata, Testudines, Emydidae.
AUGGGAGCCCCCCGCCACCCGAGAGCCGGUCCCCUCCUCCUGCUGGCGGCCGCACUGCUCCUCCAAGGAGCCAUGGCCCUGGAGUGCCACAGCUGUGUGGAGCGCAGCGACGGCGGCUGCAGCCCGGAGAAGAUGAAGACGAUCUCGUGUCCAGCCAACGCCCAAGUGUGCGUGGAAACCGUGGCGGCCGUGAAAUGGAGCCACGGGCAGUUCCUGGUGGGCGAGAAGGGCUGCGGCCUGGGCAGAACGGGCACCAACGACAAGGGCGUGGACCUGCACGGCAUCUUAGCCUUCUCCCAGGUGCGCAACUGUAACAGCAGCCGCUGCAACUCCCAGCUGGACAUCCGGGCCAUGGCACUGCAGCCGAUGAGUAACGAGAGCGCCCGGGUGCCCAACGGGCUGGAGUGCUACAGCUGCCAAGGCAACGAGGCCUGCUCCCCCGGCAACGCCACGGUGGUGAAAUGCUACGACGGGUACCAGGGCUGUUUCCACGGCAACGUCACCAUGAAAGUCGGCAACUUCUCACUGAGCCGCCCCAUCAAGGGCUGCGUGCAGAACAAGGACUGCACCAAGGAGGCAAGGGGCAGCAUUGCCGUCAACCUGGUGGGCUCCUGCUGCUCCGGCCACCUCUGCAACAGGGACUUGACCAACAAGACGUUCUUCGCCCCCAACAUCCCCCGGCUGGAGGUCAUGCCCGGCCAAGGGGCCAACGCCACGGGCGCCAACGCCACGGCCAAUGCCACCGCCACGGUCACCGCCACCGCCACGCUCGCCGCCGCCGCCACGGUCACUGCCGCUCCCACGCCCCUGCCUCCGGACCACGAGGACCAUGACGACCACGAGGACCAUGACGACCACGAGGACCUCAUCCGGGAUGACCGCCACAUCACCACGGAGGGCGAGCGGCGGAACAACCCGGGCGUCAAGCUGCCGAGCGGCGGGAAGGGGGGCGCGGCGGGGCUGAGCGCCUCGGCCUGGCUGGUCUUGCUCGGGUCCACCUUGCUCCUGUGA